GGCAAGUCGCUAUAUUUUUGGAAAGUGGAAUAUUUUACAUAGUUUUUUUACCUAAUAUAAUGAAUAAUGGCGAGUGACAUCGAAAAGGGUGAUUUUGGCGAUAGCGCCAGACAUAAAUCCAGCUACGAUUUAUCACAGAAGAAUUCUAACCAUGUCUUCGACGGAGCUGGUGAGAACAUUCAGUACCACAGCGAUUCAGAGUCUGUGGCAUCCAAACGUAGUAAAACGCGUUACAUAAAUCCGGCUAUUUACAUCGAGACUGUAGAGGCAUCUCAUUCUGUGACGUCACUGCAAACGGAUUCAUCCUGCGUCGAUGACGUCACUCCCCACCCUCAUAGCUCGUAUAGGAGCAACUCUACGCCGUUUUUGACGGGGCGGCUGUCGAGUGCGUCCUCUAGCAGUAUUAAAAGAAAGUCAUGUCGGCUUACACAAGAUAUUGGGAAAGAUAUAGAGGAGGAAACGCCAAGAUUCGAUCGGACGUACAGAGAUGGGGAUGGAGCUGAUACUUUCAGGCUGUCAGUUGCGUCUUUAUCGACGACUACAACAGCUAAGGAGGAACGGGAGCAGAAUGAAAAGAAGAAGCAGGAAGCGUUUAGGCAGUGGGUUGAACGAAAAGAGCAGGAGAAACGAGAGAAAUUACGUCUCGAGAAAUUAAAGAAUCAAACAGCACCGACUACAACGCCUGAACAACGCGAAGAGUCUUAUAAAAAAUGGUUAGAACGAAAGCGGAUUCAAGUUGAGCGACAAAAGGCCGAGGCGAUAAUGCGUAAGUUUCGUGAAAGCGAACGCGUUGAAGAAGAACGCAAUCGGCGACAGCGUGAUAAGGAAGAGAAAUUUGCUGCAUGGGUAAGAAGAAAGGAAGAAGAAAUGAAAUCAAUGAAAACUAAAGCAGAGCGUCGAGCCGCUCGGGCGUCUAUAGAAGAGCAGCGUCGGCGAGUACAAGGCGAAAGAGCUUACAGAGAUUGGCUACGUACCAGCAAGAACAAACCGUUGCCUGUUCCACUUAACCAGGGAGAACUAAGUAUGAGAGGAUCUGUUUCGCAAAUGUACAUAAAUCCAAUUCCUUGGCAGUCACCUACUUAAUUUAGUAACAUUUUAAUAUUAAAUUAGUAUAAUGUUUUGUAUCGUGGAGAAUUUUUGAAAUCAUUAAAUUUUCGGAAUUGU
Molecule: messenger RNA, 1164 nt
Organism: Pieris rapae (cabbage white)
Lineage: Eukaryota; Metazoa; Arthropoda; Insecta; Lepidoptera; Pieridae
Product: nucleolar protein 58-like
Exons: 4
Coding region: 67-1083 (338 amino acids)
Source: RefSeq, a predicted model, not a curated record